AGUUCCUUGUUGACUUAGCGUUUCGUGAGUGAUAGGUUGCAAAGUCCAAGGUUUUCAAAUCACCGCAUCCUUGAUAGGCACCGAGUCACAGGUGAGCCGUUAUCGGCUGCCGUUAAGGACCGUUACCAUUCCUGGGUUUUUCCAGCCUGGUGGAGCAGCUGAUUGGCAAGUGUGCCGACUGUCCAGUGCUUUCUGGCUCCUUCUCUGCUUGUCUUCUCUCUCCUGGGAAGAUGUUCCUGGUGGGCCUAACAGGAGGCAUUGCCUCGGGCAAGAGCUCCGUCAUCCAGGUGUUCCAGCAGCUGGGCUGUGCUGUGAUUGAUGUAGACGUCAUUGCCCGGCACGUUGUCCAGCCAGGGUACCCUGCUCAUCGGCGUAUCGUAGAGGCCUUUGGCACUGAAGUCUUGCUGGAGAAUGGCGACAUCGACCGCAAGGUCCUUGGGGACCUGAUCUUUAACCAGCCUGACCGUCGUCAGCUCCUCAACUCCAUCACCCACCCUGAGAUCCGCAAGGAAAUGAUGAAGGAGACCUUCAAGUACUUUCUCCGAGGGUACCGCUACGUGAUUCUGGACAUCCCUCUCCUGUUCGAGACCAAGAAGCUGCUUAAGUACAUGAAGCACACAGUGGUGGUGUACUGUGACCGAGACACACAGCUGGCACGGCUGAUGAAGCGGAACAGCCUGAGCCGCGAGGACGCAGAGGCAAGAAUCAAUGCCCAGCUGCCCCUGAAGGACAAGGCCCGCAUGGCCAACCACGUUCUGGACAACUCGGGCGAGUGGAGCCUCACCAGACGCCAGGUCAUUCUCCUGCAUGCCAAGCUGGAACGCUCCAUGGAGUAUCUGCCACUGAGGCUCGGGUUCCUGACGGGCCUAGCAGGCAUCGCCAGCCUCCUGUACCUGCUCACCCGCUACCUUCUCCCUUCUCCCUAGUUGGGUACAGCAAGACAGCAAGCAUUAGGCCUCCUCCUUGGAGACCUAAGUCAGGUACCAUGUCCUCACCACUACACUCACUCUGAUGCUGGGACUGGCCCUUACUCUGGAGUGUAUCCAGUCUGAACUCAGAGCAAAAGGAAGCCCACGGUCAGGUACCCCUUCCCGCCCACCCUAGAGCCCCACCACCCCCAUAGUGUCCCAUCAGAACAGUAUUCACGAUGGCAGGGACACAGUGGUCUCUGUGGCCAUCCCCCUGGCUACAACGAUGUAGCCAACAGUUUCUUGGGCUUGAACCUUCUUGGAGCAUCUGCUCCAUCAUGACCACAAAGUCCCUAGUGGACCACAGCAAAUCCUUCUAAACUGAAGGCUUUCAAACAGAACUGUCUGCUGGGUUGAAGCCCUUUGCCAGGGUGCAGUUUGACUCCUGUCUGGGGGAUGCUGUGACUAGUCCGAGGCAGAGCCCUUUGGAGAGACCCAGCUUGUGCCACCACCUCCUCCCACCACUGCCUCUGAGCCCUGUGCUCUUCUGCAUUCCCUGGGCCCCAUGCUAUCUAAUCUCUGUGCCUUCCCCCAGAUGCUCCCUGCCUGCAGUACCCUACCCCUGGUGGCCCCUGGUCAGGCACCCCAUGUUUUAUCGUAAUCCAUUGUGGAAUAAUCAACAAGAAACUGGCUUCUCCUAGACUGUAUCCUGUAGAUGGCAGGUGUGACUCGUCUCCGCUCUAGUGUACCAAGCCUGCUCUCCGUUGGUGCUCAAUAAAUGGAAUUGGUCUGAAAUGU
Molecule: messenger RNA, 1706 nt
Organism: Microtus ochrogaster (prairie vole)
Lineage: Eukaryota; Metazoa; Chordata; Mammalia; Rodentia; Cricetidae
Gene: Dcakd
Product: dephospho-CoA kinase domain containing
Biological process (GO): coenzyme A biosynthetic process
Molecular function (GO): ATP binding; dephospho-CoA kinase activity
Source: RefSeq, a predicted model, not a curated record